Messenger RNA from Diabrotica virgifera virgifera (western corn rootworm), 2891 nucleotides. RefSeq lists its product as uncharacterized. The record is from RefSeq and is a predicted model, not a curated record. The transcript is spliced from 2 exons. Bases 2208 to 2681 code for a protein of 157 amino acids. Lineage: Eukaryota; Metazoa; Arthropoda; Insecta; Coleoptera; Chrysomelidae.
AUUUUUAUGAGGGUGUGUUAGAAAUGAUAUGGAACUUAAUAUUAAUAAAUGCUUUUUAAUAACUUUUGCUAGAUCCCAUUCGCCUAUUCACCAUCAAUAUUUUAUUAAUAAUACUCCUGUCACACGUGUGAACGAAAUUCGGGAUUUAGGUAUAAUAUUUGAUUGUAAAUUAACAUUUUACUCUCACAUUGACCAUACUGUUUCGAAGGCAUUUAAGGUGUUGGGUUUUGUAUUACGUUCAUCAAAAGAUUUGUCAAUUCACACAAUAAAAAUCUUAUAUUGGUGGAAUAUGGUUCUAUUGUCCGGUCACCUAGUUAUGCAUAUCAAAUCCUAAAUAUUGAAAAGGUUCAAAACAAAUUUUUACGUUUUGCAGAUGGGUUUAACAGUCGGAAAUUAUACUUACGACAAUAUAUUAAUGAGACUAAAUUUACAAACUCUUAAACGCAGAAGAGUCAUGUUGGAUAUUUGUUAUCUUUGCAAAAUUAUCUCUGGUGUUAUUAACUCCGAAGAAUUGUUAAGUCUUGUAUGCUUUAAUAUACCUGCUAGAUUGACACGAAAUCCACAAAUAUUCAAGGAACAACGGCAUGCUACAAAUUAUGGUCAAUAUACACCAAUUAGUAGAUUGACCCUGUAUGGAAACAAGUUUAAUCAUCUAAUAGAUCUGUUUGGUUCUUCAGUUUCCUCUAUUAAACAAGAACUCGGGCGUCUUGAAUUUUGAAUUCAAAAAAUUAAUUAGAUUAACUGUUAUAAUGGAUUCAGUUGUUUUCAUCAUUUAACAAUAUUUUAUAUUCUUUUAUUUUUUAUGUUUGUGUUUUAUACUUAGUUGUAGUUUUACAUGUAUAUAAAUUUUAUAUUUUCAUUAUUAGGACGAAAGCUCUGCUUUGUUGUAUUUUGUAUGUAUUGGGUUUAUCCCGUUAAUAAAUAAAUUCCCAUCGUGCAAUGCUGUUGUCGCUAUUAUGUAGAUGCAGUGCAGUUCUGCUCGGAAUUGGUCUGACCGCAGACGAAACUGUCGCUGCAGUCUGCAGCCUCUUUCGGAAUCUUACCUUUACACUGUUAACAUGCAUUAUUUUAACAUCUGUCUCUGGGACUGUGUAUUUAUACAUUCCCGAGUAGUAUAUAUUUUACAAAUUUUUAAGAUUUAAUUACUUCAAGGGUCCUGUAAAUACCUUUUUAUUUGCAACAAAUACAGUUUUAUUUAAAAACUAUAUUUACAAACAUUUUUUUUGACAAAAAUUAUUCCAUAAAAACAAGGAACUAUUCUAAAAAGUGAGAAAAAGACCUAAAAUCUUACUGUAAACAAAAAACUUGCUUAAUUAUUUUUAAACUAAAGAUGAAUUUAUCCACUUAUAAUAAACCAUACUUAAACAAUUCUAAUAAUAAUUAAUUGGUAACUUUAAAAUUAUUAAAAAAUGUCAAUCUUUUUCUGAACAUCCACAUACCCUUUAUGUGCUUUAAGCAAUUACAUUUAUUUCACGAGUACAACUGUACUUUGUUUUUCGACAUCUCAUGAGAUUUUUCAAUAUUUUACACAUUCAACGUGAUAUGAAACAUUUCUCUGGGUCACAAGUUUGGCAUGUCAGAAAAUAAGUUCUCUUCCUUCUGACCACUCACUCUACCUCUGUCUCUUACUAUUUUUCCCGCUUUCCUCCCUGAUCUUCAUUAUAUUUCUCUUUCUCUUAUUGUACAUAGUCAGCCUCUCCUUUACCAUUAACUGGAUUGGUACAACUGCUAUUACUCGUACCGCCAUUGCUGUGGUUGUUCUAUAUGCGCUUACACCCUUGAUAGUGGUUUUCUUUGUGCACUCAUCAUCUCCAUGUAUUUUUGUCUUUAAUAUUUAUUUUUGUCUUUAAUAGUUCCUUCCAGACUGGUCUGCAUGGAGCUCUAUACUGUACUAUUUCUAAAUACAUCUUUCUUCUGUAUGAACUAGGCCCCUAUAUUUUGUAUUAUUUUUGUUAAAGCGGAAGUCAUCUUCUAAGCUCUCUUAGUUAUCGAGUUGAAUAUGUCAUCGAGUUGAACCACCAAAUACCUCGCUUCUUUUCUGAGUGUAAUUUUAACAUUGGCUGAGAGUGGGUGAAGAAACAUAUUUUAAUGUGAAUGGUUAUAGUUCAGUUUUUGUUUGUAGGGAUAAAGAAGGUGGUGGUGUAGGGUUAUUUGUUAAAAGCUGUUACGAGUACUCAGAAGUCUACAGAUAUAAUAAAAAGUGUUCAAUGUUAUUUUUACAGAUUGAUAGAAGUAUUAUAGUGGGUGGAGUAUAUCGACCUCAAGAUUUCUACUGCAAUGAACUUUUUGAUGCACUGAAUACAGCACUAAACAUAUUUGUGAAUAAAAAAAUUCCAGUUUGGAUACUAGGUGACUUUAACAUAUACCUUAUUCAAGAGAGUAUCCCACAAAAAUUAAUUUGUCAAACAAUUGUGUCCAACGGUUUUAGUAUAUUAAAUAAAACUAACCCUACCAGAAUUACCAAUCAUUCGGCUACCUGUAUUGAUUAUGUGAUGACAAACACCUUAAACUUUGAUGCAAUGUUAUAUAUAGUAGAUGAAGGUUUCGGUGAUCAUCAGCUGCAGCUAUUAAAGGUUACGAGCAGACGCAGUGCCAUCACAAUGUCUGAUAUAUACAUGGAUUUUUGGUUAUUAAGGAGAGCUUACAAACACCUCAUGAUUAUAAACACCUCAUGGGUUUGAUUUUCAGCUUGCCACCAAAGCUUUUCUGCCGAAGAUGCAAUUUUAAGUUUGGUCUUUUUUAUCGGAUCAACACUGAUGAAUAUACAAUUUAAGACAACAGGAUUCAAAAGCAGAAAUAGCCUCGUGUGUUUAGAAUAAACAAAGAGACACUGACGAAUAGUAUUCAAAAUCUUGAUCUAAUAUAUAAAUAUAAUAAUGUACUCCCUAAAG